AUGGCUGCCGACACGGAACCCGUGGAAGAAGAAGCAGCGCCAGCCCCCAAAGCGAAGCGCCAGCGUAUCAUUAAGAAGGGCAUCGCAAAGGUGAUCAAGAAAGACUCGUAUGAAGGCCAAAUCAAUCGCAGCAGCGAAGACACCGUUAAGUCUGAGCCCAGUUCCUCCAUGGCUGAAACCAAGGGUAGCAUCAAAUCAGAGGAUAGUUCCGUGAAAGGAGAAGAUGUUUCGAUCAAGGAGGAGAUGCGAAGCAUUAAGCAGGAACCGGAGGAUAUCUACGACGACUGUAAGACCGAGGAUGAGUCCCCCAUGACUAAUGAGGAGCUCGAUGCUCAGCUCAACGCUAUGUACGAGGCCGCUCAUCCUGGUAUCAAGGCUGAGGCUGAGGGUGAUGCUUAG
Messenger RNA from Aspergillus oryzae RIB40, 399 nucleotides. RefSeq lists its product as uncharacterized. The record is from RefSeq and is a predicted model, not a curated record. Bases 1 to 399 code for a protein of 132 amino acids. NCBI's taxonomy places the organism in Eukaryota, Fungi, Ascomycota, Eurotiomycetes, Eurotiales, Aspergillaceae. The transcript is spliced from 2 exons.